UCCUCUUCUGCAUCUUCUUCCGUCUCUCGCCGCGCCUAGCAAUCGCGUCGGCUCUCCCUCCCUCGAUGAUUCGCAUGGAAUUCUCGAUUCGAUUCCGCUCGAAUCGAAUCAAUGCGCUUCGCCGUUGAUCCCAAUCGAGCGCCCGAGCCUUCCCGCGAGAUCGGAUUUCACCGAUCGGCCGGCGCCGGCGGAGGAAUUUCGUUCAUCUGAUUCGGCGUGAAUUCGUGUGCGCGUGUUUUUUUCGUUGGACCUUGUUCCCCUUUUUCAUUUGGUUGUGGGGGGGGGGAGGGAGGGAGGGAUUGAGCGGAGAUGGAUUCGAGCAGGAGAGCGGUGGAGUCGUACUGGAGAUCGCGGAUGGUCGACGCCGCGACCUCCGACGAGGACAAGGUCGCGCCCGUCUACAAGCUCGAGGAGAUCUGCGAGCUCCUGCGCUCCUCUCACGUCGGCAUCGUCAAGGAGGUCUCGGAGUUCGUGCUGAAGCGGCUCGACCAUAAGAGCCCCGUCGUCAAGCAGAAGGCUCUUAGGUUAAUCAAAUACGCGGUUGGAAAAUCUGGUUUGGAGUUUCGCAGGGAGAUGCAAAGAAAUUCUGUUGCAGUUCGACAAUUAUUACAUUACAAGGGGCAUCCAGAUCCUCUUAAGGGGGAUGCUCUGAAUAAGGCUGUAAGGGACACAGCUCAUGAGGCAAUUUCUGCCAUUUUCUCUGAACAGGACAAUAAAGCAGCUCCCACUGAGGAUCUUAAUACAAGAAUUCAAGGAUUUGGAAACACUAAUUUUGAAAUGCCAUCAGAAGAUAAGAAAUCGUUUCUAAUUGAGGUAAUUGGGCUUGGAAGUGCAUCCAUCAAGCAAGGACUCAAUAGUUUCACUCCGGGGCAGUCAUUUAGAAAGAAUGAAAAUGGCAGUUAUACAGGUCCAAAUCUUCGGAGAUCUUUGACAAUAGAAAAUGAUAACAUGAAUGAUUAUGAACCAGUUGAAAUAGGCAAUGAAGCUCGGUUGGGGAUCUCAACAAAACAGGCGAGUGGUUCCUGGAAUCCAGAUAUGAGAAUGGCAAAUACAGAAGGCACCAAUGGAAAUUCCGCUUCCAGUCAUACCGAGAGCAAGACUCGUGAAGAGCGGUUGUUGGAAACUAUCGUAACAUCUGGUGGUGUUCGUCUACAACCCACACGAGAUGCCAUUCAUGUUUUCCUUGUGGAGGCAGCAAAAUUGGAUCCGGUGGCCUUAAGCCGGGCCCUUGAAAGAAAGUUUCAGUCUCCUCAAUGGCAGGUUCGUGUGAGAGCUGUCUGUGUAUUGGACUCCAUUGUGAGGAGAAAGGACAAUGAACCCUUCUCGAUUGUGGCUUCUUAUUUCAGUGAAAACAAAGAACUUUUGAUUAGUUGUUCUUCAUCUCCGCAAGCUUCUUUGAGGGAAAAGGCUAACAAGGUCCUUAGCUUUUUGGAUGGAGAACAGGCCGGUACUCUGGCAGUUGAUUCAGGUAGGUCAGUGAAGGCUGAGACUGCUGCUACAGUUCAGAUGCCUGAUCUGAUAGAUACCGGUGACUCCGAUUACAUCAUUGGAACAAAUGAUUCAACACAUACGCAAGGUGCUAAUAGCACUGGAAGCUUGACGAAAGAGGCAACCCCUUCCAUUUAUGAUUUGCUUGGAGAUAAUGUUGGGUCUGGUGUCAGCACCGGUGAAGAAAGAAAUGAUGAUGAUCCCUUUGCUGACGUCUCUUUUCAUAGUGGCCAAGGUCAAGACUCUACUGAUGAUAUCUUUAAGGGGAUGACUAUUGAUGAUAAGCAUGGUGCUAAUCAAAACCAUGUAACAAUCACUGAAAGUGGGCCUGAAUUUUUUGAUAUUUUUGGGUCUUCUGACAUAUCUUCAGAGCAGGUAAUUCAGAGAAAUGAUGUCAAUGAUUUAAUGGCUGGCUUGUCUGUAAAUGGGAGUGAGGUGAAAGGAACUCCUGCAACACUAUCUGAAGCCGUAUUGUCAGAUUCAAAAAGCAAUCCUGGCUAUCAGGUCUCUAAUGAUACGUUGAACAGAAUGGUUGGAUCUCAAAUGACUGGCAUGAGUCCCAAUGCCAUGCCUCUCUCUAGCAGCCUGCCAUUUAGUGUACCUCCUGGGAUGAUGUUUAAUCCUGCUUUUCCAUCACAACCUAUAAAUUAUGUUGCGAUGGGGAAUUUUCUUGUUCAGCAGCAAAUUCUAGCAACCAUGUCUAACUUCCAACUUAAUGGGAAUAUGAAUGCUCAGAGUGUCAGCACCAGUCAUGUUACCGGAACUAAUGGCAGUCAUUCAUCACCCUUCCCUGAUGUUUUCCAGGCAAAUUCUCCCACUCAGACUCCUAAUUUGAUGGGGAGCAACUUGAAGAAAGAGGAGACCAAAGCAUUUGAUUUUAUCUCGGAUCAUCUUGCUGCAGCUCGUGAUUCAAAAAGGAUAGUUUAAGUAUUUUGAGCAUAACGUUUAUUAGAAAGCACUUGCCAAUACAUCAAAAUUGCCUUGUUAAGUUUGGGAAGGUGACCGAAGCAAACUAUCUAUUGAUAGAGAUGAUCAUACAUCCCUUUCGUUGGAAUACCAUGAACGUGCACGGCAGGUGUGACUUGGCGACGGAUUUGAAUGGAAGUCACAAGCAGAAUGACCACUGAGGAGUUCUUUCAAAUAGCUGGCAUAGUUUGUAAUGUAAAGUUGCGGUUGUAUAUGUAGAUUCUUCAACUUGAAAGGCGUGGGUCAUCUGUUGCAAUUAUUGACUUGCGAAGGUCGUAAUGCGUUUUCGGUACAUCAAUGAGCAAGCACAAAUUGUCUGUGCUGUGCCGGCGGAUCACCCACUUGUGAAUUUGAGACGGUCUCUCUUGUACCAUUACAUUUCUCUGCGUCAAACCAAGAGCGGGUCCUCUCUGGAGUCAUUGGUUGGGCUUCGUUCUCUCUUUUCUCAACUUUGUUGUAUUCAUUUCCUAGUAAGUUGCAUGCCUACCUGAUGAAA
This is a messenger RNA of Syzygium oleosum, 2950 nucleotides long. Its product is annotated as protein MODIFIED TRANSPORT TO THE VACUOLE 1-like. The coding region runs from base 310 to 2415 and encodes 701 amino acids. Gene Ontology annotation, molecular function: phosphatidylinositol binding; ubiquitin binding. NCBI's taxonomy places the organism in Eukaryota, Viridiplantae, Streptophyta, Magnoliopsida, Myrtales, Myrtaceae. The transcript is spliced from 5 exons. The record is from RefSeq and is a predicted model, not a curated record. Gene Ontology annotation, cellular component: trans-Golgi network membrane.